GAGUCUUAAAUAAGCUCACAGUAGACAACAAGGACAGACUUAUCGACCAAUUGCUGGAAGUCGGCCUCUUUAACAUUGAAAUCCUACAAGGCUUGGUACAUCUGAUCUUUGCCAAAGCAUGCGACGAACCACACUUCAGUCCGCUUUAUGCGGACAUUUGCGUCGAGCUCGCGAAGAAGGUUCCCAACUUCGAUGUUUCCGAUAGAUCCGGGCCGACCUUCAAGCGAUUGAUUGUGAAGCGAUGCGAGGAGAAGUUCUCGCGGCGGGCGGGCAAUCUGAGUGAAUUCGCAAAGAAAAAGGCCAAUGGCGCACUCAGCGCUCAGGAUGAGGAACGCCUGUUCUUGGUCAAGCGCAAGAUGCUGGGCAACAUCAAGUUCAUUGGCGAACUGGGCAAGCAGCGUAUGAUCUCAGAGAAAAUCUUACAUCAGUGCAUCACGCAGCUCUUGGCCAAGAUGCAGCCACCAAACAUCGACAUCGAUGAUGUGGAGUGUUUGUGCAAAUUGUUCGAGACAGUGGGGCUGAUGCUGGACCAUGAGAAGGCGGGCGAGUACAUGGACACGUACUUCAAGAUCAUUCAAGACCUCUCCAUGCAGAAGGGUCUCCCCGCACGCAUCACGUUCAUGUUGCAGGAUGUGGCGGAUCUGCGCGCAAACAAAUGGCAACCCCGCAGGACCACCCAGGGCAUGAAGACCAUCAAGGACUUCCGCAAGCAGCACGGAUGGGUGGAAACCAAGAACCCCAACAGCAAGGUUCGGUUUGAGAAAACUCCACAACAUCAAAAUAAGCCAGGCAUGAACCAGCGCGGUGGCCAUGGGGGAGGCAUGUAUGCGGGAGGCUUGGGAGGGGUCUAUGGUGGGAUGCCGCCCAACAGUCAGAACCGUCACCCCGGCAGUCAGUUCCCCAACGGACCUUUGAUGUCACAUAACAUGAAUGUGCACAACCAGAACAACAACCACGACAACGGCUCCAUGUUCCGGUCCAAAGUACCGUUGCUAUCCUCGCCAUUAAUGGAAAAUGGGCAGAAUCAGAGAGGCUUCAGUGGAGGCUUUAUGAACCAGAACCACCAAGGUAACCAUGGCAACUACAGUCAAGGUAAUCAUGGCAACUACUCUGGCAACGGUUAUGGGGGCGGAACUCAGCAUACACACGGCGCAGACGACCUGGAGCAAUUGCGCAAUCUGAAACUCCGGAAAGACACCGCUGCCAAGCAAACGAGUUUCCGGCCGCAGAACAUGCAACUGCCACAAGCCUCACAGCCCACGACACAACAGAAGAAUGUGAUGCGUCCAGCUAUGAGUGAACAGAAAGGACUGCCCACCACCCAGGGCGCUCGCUUUGUGGCCCCAGUGAAGGUUGUGGUGCCGAAGAAGCAGAAGAGCAGGAUUGAUCUUGAGCGCGCAACGCGGCGGGUAUACGAGGAGUAUGUGCACAACCCAGACAUGGUCGAAGCACAACAGAGUAUCAAAGACAUGGACUCGCCCGACUUCCUCACGGACUACGUCACCAUCACACUGACCCUGGCAUUUGAAGACACGGAAAUCAACCAGAACAAGGCCUUUACCAUGCUCAAGGGCUUGCACGCGGCUGAGUGCAUCUCGUCUGACAAUGUUAGCGCUGCCUUCAAAACGGUGCUGGAUUCCAUCGAGGACCUGCGCUUGGAUGCUCCCAAAAUCGAUCGGCUCAUGGCGAAUCUGAGCGUGCAACUGCUGCAGGCGAAUAUUAUGACCUUCGCGGAGUUACUAAAGAUGCUGAAAGACGCGUCCUGCUACGAGGUGUUCUGGUUUGCGGUGCAGAUGCUCGCUAAAAAACACCCCAUCCAAACCUUCGUGGCCACACCGGCUACGGAGAGUGCGACUGAAGGGGAGGAUAAAUCCAAAUUCGUUAAACGUGAACUCGUGACGGAGCAUGUGAGUGAAGCGGAGGCUCAGCAGCGUGUGCGCACGCUGAUCAAGGACAGUGCACUGGAUGUGAAGACCAUGAUGCCCAACAGCAAGUGUAAGGAGACCGACUACUUCGCCCUUCUCAAGGCAAAGGACCUUGGAUUCCUCGAACCAUUGUUGGAAUUCGAGACGCGAUUUGCCGAUGCGGCGAAGACACAGUCGCCGGAUGAGCUGACGCAAUGGCUCAGUAACAGCGACAACAUUCCAGCGGAUGUGAAGAAGUCCGACGCCUUUGUCAUCACUGUGUUCUCGACAUUAUUGGACCACAUCUGCACACAGAGCACCUUUGUGGCGGUUCUGCCGAAGAAGGACAUGCAGGGCAGGGAGUUACAACAGUUUCGAAAGUAUGCGCCGGUGCUGAAACAUAUCGUUGAAGAUUCGGAGAAGAAUCAGAUGCUGGGCUUAUACGCUGUGCAAGUGUUCUGCUAUGAGAAUAAGCACAGACUGGGUGACUUCAUGCAGCGAUGCUUCAUGUGCCUCUACCGACUGGACGUGUGCGAUGGAGAAGUCUUCAUGAUUUGGAAAGAGGACAUCAAUGAUCAAUAUGAAGGCAAGGGUAACUCGCUCUUCCAGGUCAACGCGUGGCUCAAUUGGCUGGAGGACGAAAUGAAUGAAUCGUCAGAUGAAGAGGAGGAUUAGAUAUUCGCGCCCACUUAUUGCAGUACCCGUUUCAUAGCUAUGUCACUGUCAAAACCUUAUUAAAGCUUAGCACUAGUAUUACCGAACCUUCAAGAUGAAUGCCACUUUUUCUCAAUAAUUUUUUUUUGAGGGGGGUGGGAGAAGGUAUUAAGGAAUGAUUUGAUAGAACUAUUGAGAUAUUAAGGGAUGUUGUGCUAACACAGUAUUUG
Sphaeroforma arctica JP610 is the source of this 2788-nucleotide messenger RNA. RefSeq lists its product as hypothetical. The transcript has 14 exons. The record is from RefSeq and is a predicted model, not a curated record. The coding region runs from base 357 to 2579 and encodes 740 amino acids. Gene Ontology annotation, molecular function: protein binding; translation initiation factor activity; mRNA binding. Gene Ontology annotation, cellular component: eukaryotic translation initiation factor 4F complex. NCBI's taxonomy places the organism in Eukaryota, Ichthyosporea, Ichthyophonida.